Messenger RNA from Ipomoea triloba (trilobed morning glory), 714 nucleotides. RefSeq lists its product as uncharacterized. The transcript has a single exon. Lineage: Eukaryota; Viridiplantae; Streptophyta; Magnoliopsida; Solanales; Convolvulaceae. The coding region runs from base 1 to 714 and encodes 237 amino acids. The record is from RefSeq and is a predicted model, not a curated record.
AUGGCCUACCGGAGCCCGGUGAAGUUCAAGUUACUUGAGGAUUUAACAUAUAACGGGAUGGGUGAUCCCAAGGAGCAUCUUAUUAGUUUCCAAGCUCGGAUGCAAAUACAUGGAGCCGAAGAACCUCUGAUGUGCAAAGCCUUCCUAACUACAUUAGUCGGUGGGGCACAAAGGUGGUGCAUGAAGUUGCCCGAGCAUUCAAUGAGCAAUUUUGGACAGUUGGCCAAACUUUUCAUAACCAAUUAUGCCGCCAAUUUGCGUCCUAAGAAAAACUUCAUGUAUCUGUCUAGAAUCAAGCAGGAUCCUAACGAGCCUCUUCGGUCGUUCCUAGCUAGAUGGCAAAAGGAUGUUCAAGCGGUCGAUGACCUAGAUGAUAACACAAUGGUGAUCCUGUUCAUAGAGAACUUGAGGUUAGGAAAGCUGUAUACUAACCUCCAUACCAAUUGGCCGACCUCGUACGCUCAGGCUAUCCAAAGAGCCAACCGGCAUGCUGACGCUGAGGACGCAAUCAAGCAGAAAAGAAUCCAAGAAGGAGGGUCAUCUCAACCUAAAAGGCCUCGUGCAAAGGAACCGUGUCCGAGAAAGUUUGAUAAGAGUCGGCUAGGCCGCCAAGAGACUGGUCGGAACCCUGAAAGAUCGGGUGUCCCGUCGUUUCACCAACAGCCGGUCGCGGUGCAAGAAAUUCAGGCUCAACCUCCGCCACAGGAGGUAUGA